This is a messenger RNA of Colletotrichum paranaense, 717 nucleotides long. RefSeq lists its product as uncharacterized. The record is from RefSeq and is a predicted model, not a curated record. The transcript is spliced from 2 exons. Lineage: Eukaryota; Fungi; Ascomycota; Sordariomycetes; Glomerellales; Glomerellaceae. Bases 1 to 717 code for a protein of 238 amino acids.
AUGGGCGAUCUGGACCUCUCCCAGCUGCUAGAGUCGGGCGAAUACAGCGACCUAAGACUCAUCACCACCAAUAAUGAUGAUGGAGUUGAGACCGAGCACUCCGUUCACCGCAAUAUUGUCUUCAGUCAAUGUCCGAGAUUGAGAGAUGUGGUGGCCUCCAUUGGACCACUGAACCAAGUCAACGGAGUUGACAUCGUCCAUCUCAAAUAUGAUGGCAAAGCUCUCGGCACUAUGUUGCGAUAUUUGUACUCUGGAAAGUACGAAGCGCAAUACGAGGUGGCGAUCCGGCGAGCGAGCGAGUCUAGUGGCAAUGACAGGCCACACUCAAUGUACUGGUCCAUCCAUGCCAUGAAGCUGGCACAUGAAUUAGAUCUCUUCGGUCUCUAUAGGGAAUCGGCAUGGGCAUUGUGUAAGGCAGCGAAACAACUCACAAACCACGUCGACUUCCCUGACAUGGUCGACGAGCUCUACGAGUCGUGUGGCCAGCCCCCAAAUUUCCCCAUCCACCUCGCAAGUAUUGCAAGAACCAUUGCAGAGAACUGUCUGAUCAGCAGUCGGCUGCAGGAUCGACUAAAACCCACCAUGCUCAAAUACCCGCAGCUUGCCCUCGACGUAAUGGAAGCAAGCUUGGACGCCCUGUCUGAGACCCAAAAAGAUUUUGUCGAGGCACAAGAGAAGAUCUCUGAUCUUCGAGCUCAGGGUUAUAGAGCUGAUUAG